AUGAGUCAAAGCAAUAUUUAUUAAUCUCCAUAGAGAGGAGGAGGUGGAAUAACUGAUUCUGCAUACACAGGUUAUCCUGCAAAUACUGGGUUUAAUUAUGGAAAUAUAUCUCCCAAUAAAAAUACUAUUUCUAGAUUGUAAAACUAGAAUUUGAUCACAGAUGGCGAUCAAGCAUAGUUAACAGUGAAUCCUCGUAUUGUUUACCUUCGUAAACUUUAUUUUGCCCUUUUCAUGUAAUUAUUAAUCAUCGGUAUCUUUGCUUUCUUCGUACAUCUUUACGAAAAUCUUCGUGUUCACUUAUAAUAAAAUUAUGUUUAUUUCUGGGUAUCUUUAGCUGGAGCAGCUAUUAUUGGUAUUUUAGGACUUUUCUUCCGUCAAGCCAUUCGCAAGUCUCCUAUAAAUUACAUUUGCAUGUUCCUUUGGACAAUAUUCUUUGGUACUAUUCUCGUAUAUGCAGUUUCUAUCAACAAAGAUUCUAUUGUUGGUUUGAUGGUAUUCGUUUUAUUAGCCUCACUCAUGCUCAGUUAAUUCCUUUAUACUUUGACUGUAAGAUAUGAGCUCACUUACUAAGGAACUACAUUGUUUGUAUUUGGUGCUUAAAUCCUUAACUUCCAUAUAUUCACUCUUUUCACUAAUCUCAGUUUCUAUUAAAUGGUCAUUAUAUCAUUCUUUGGAUUUAUCUUUGCUUUCUACUUAAUUUUUGAUACUUAAUCAAGAGUAGCUGGACCAGACUAUGACUUUAAUAAGGAGGAAUGGAGAUCAGGAACUGUCUUGGUAUAUAUGGAUGUCUUCCUCUUAAUUCUUCGUAUAGGAGACCUUCUCAGAACAAUGUUAACUAAAAAGCAAGACUGA
Messenger RNA from Tetrahymena thermophila SB210, 852 nucleotides. Its product is annotated as inhibitor of apoptosis-promoting Bax1 protein. Gene Ontology annotation, cellular component: membrane. The transcript has a single exon. Lineage: Eukaryota; Ciliophora; Oligohymenophorea; Hymenostomatida; Tetrahymenidae. The record is from RefSeq and is a predicted model, not a curated record.